Prunus armeniaca (apricot) is the source of this 627-nucleotide messenger RNA. The record is from the annotation of a GenBank genome assembly. Lineage: Eukaryota; Viridiplantae; Streptophyta; Magnoliopsida; Rosales; Rosaceae.
AUGGCCCCCCUUGUAGCUUCUCCAGAACCGGGGUUGAGCCAUAUCCGCGGAUCCUCGAGUCGUGGCCUGAUCCAGAUGGUUUUUCCCCUCCUGCUGUCCACCAACUAUCCUUCAUCUUGGAAAGUCGACGUGGGCCAAGGCCAUGGUGUGGCCGAGAUUCCUUCCCGCCCCUGGGGGAGGAUGAUCUUCCUCCUUAUGAGGCCGUGGAGAAACUGUAAUGCGAAUGAUGAAGAUGGGAGGGCCUGGUAUGAUGAUUCCAACUUGGCCACGUUCGUUUGGCUUAGCACCUCGGUUGCACCCAUGGCCGGAGUGACGGCCAUGGCUUUACCCAGCCACAGUUGUGCCCAGAAUGACGGCCUUGGCCAUGGCCGGAGUGACGGCCUCGGCCAUGUUGUGAGUGACGGCCUUGAUUUCAACCCGGUUUCACCCAUGUCCAGAGUGACGGCCUUGCCCAUGGUCGGAAUGACGGCCCUGACUUUAGCCAACUGCACCCAUGUCCUGAGUGACGGCCUCGGCUAUGGCCUGAGUGACGGCCUUGGCUUCAACCCGGUUUCGCCCAUGUCCAGAGUGACGGCCUCGCCCAUGGCCAUGGUCAGUGAAGAUGUGGGUGGUGGAGGCACCGCCUAG